Aphis gossypii (cotton aphid) is the source of this 1800-nucleotide messenger RNA. RefSeq names its product cholesterol 7-desaturase nvd (gene nvd). The coding region runs from base 239 to 1558 and encodes 439 amino acids. Lineage: Eukaryota; Metazoa; Arthropoda; Insecta; Hemiptera; Aphididae. Gene Ontology annotation, molecular function: 2 iron, 2 sulfur cluster binding; chlorophyllide a oxygenase activity. The transcript is spliced from 7 exons. Gene Ontology annotation, cellular component: chloroplast. The record is from RefSeq and is a predicted model, not a curated record. Gene Ontology annotation, biological process: chlorophyll biosynthetic process; cholesterol metabolic process.
CUGCAAAACACAAUAUUAUAUAUGACGUAAAUGCGCGUAUUACAGACGUCCAUAUUUUUCCGCCCCGCGAUAUAAUAACGUAUAAAUUAUUAUCGUUUCGCAUUCGAUCACGUAUAUCCACGUUCGUGGAUUCCGUGGACUCGUCGCUCUCUCGCUAUCGACCUAUUAUACCUAUAGCCUGUUACGUUUUUUCAUCUAUCCGCCGAACCGGAAUAGUGCUGCACUGCUGCAGAUCAUCAUGGAAAAAUCGAUAAUUUCUAUUUUGGCAGUCAGUCUAUCGAUUCAGUUGAUGCGUGAAUACUGUAGUGGCGACUGCUGCAAGUACGUGGCUGUAGGAGUUUGUGCAUCAUUGGGAUUGUGGUACGGUUACCGCUUUUUGAUCAGACCAUUGGACAUACAAAGGAAAUUGGCUGAUGUGGGUUACAAACAGCAUUUCACACAAAAUCAGUGGGCGUCAAAAGAUAAGUUACACUUAAUACGAUCCAUGAUGAGGCUAAGGAAAAAAGGAGCAUUACCACCAGUUUAUCCAAAUGGAUGGUUUGCGCUCCUGGACUCAGAUCAAGUCAACGUCAAUCAAGUUAAAUACGUGACGGCUUUAGGAGAAAAUUUUGCAGUGUUUCGUGCGUCCAACGGCGACGUUAACAUACUAAACGCUUACUGUCCUCAUUUGGGUGCUAAUAUGGCUAUUGGAGGAAUAGUUAAAGGAAACUGUCUCCAGUGUCCGUUUCAUGGAUGGGCAUUUGACGGUACCAGUGGGAAGUGUGUCCGAAUACCGAACGAUUGCAGUUCGAAUGGACUGUUGCGGAAGACGGCGUCGGUGAAGAGAUGGGAGAGUUGUGAAGCCAACGGAUUCGUGUUCGUGUGGUACCACGCGGAGAACGAGGCGCCGUCGUGGCGUCCGGCCGCAGACGUCCAGCUGACCGGCCGGGGAUGGACGUACCGCGGCCGCAGCGAGCACUACGUGAACGCGCACAUCCAAGACAUCCCGGAAAACGGGGCGGAUGUGGCCCACCUUCCGGCAUUGCACGGCCACAUGGCGCUGGGCGGCCAGUACGCCGCGCAGGCCGACCGGUCGCCGUGGAGGUGGCUCGGCGUCCACGAGUGGACGGCCGCUUGGCGAGCGGACGGCACGCGCGGCAGUCACGUGUCCGCGCUCGACCUGCAGCAUAGGCUACUGAUGUUUGGAAAGUUUGCGGUUUUCAAUCUGAACGUGGAAGCGCAACAAAUAGGUCCUGGAUUAGUGAUUUUAAAUUUUAAAACCAGUUUUGGGCCCAUAAAAUUGAUCCAAGUUGUCACACCUGUUGAGCCAUUGAUUCAAAAAGUUGUUCAUCGAAUCUACUGUCCAACGUAUUUAUCACUGUAUGCUACAAUAGUUUUAUUUAUGGAAGCUGUAAUGUUUGAAAGAGAUGUAGUUAUUUGGAAUCACAAGAGUUAUGUAGAAAAGCCUUUAGCUUCAAAACAAGAAGCAACAUUAUUGGCACAUAGAAAAUGGUACAAACAAUUUUAUAGUGCUAAUAGCAAGCAAUUUAGCAACAGAAAAGAAACAAUAGAUUGGUGAAUAAAUAUAUUAUAAAUUAUAAUUAUACAUGGCUGAAAAGUAUUACUAAAUAUAUAUAAAAUGACAAUGUUAAUUUUUAUUUUAAGGAUUUUUGUCAAUUAAAAAAAAAAAAAAAACAUUCAACUGAAAAUUGAUUAAAUAAUGUGUAAUUAUAAACAUCAUUUAUCGCUUAAUUGGUUGUGUUUCCUUUUUAAGCCAUGUUAAUGCUCUCUGAUCAUUUAAUUUUUCUAAUAACGGUGUCA